This is a messenger RNA of Protopolystoma xenopodis, 1800 nucleotides long. The record is from the annotation of a GenBank genome assembly. Lineage: Eukaryota; Metazoa; Platyhelminthes; Monogenea; Polystomatidea; Polystomatidae.
AUGGAAGCAGUUAGUAUAGCCGGUGGUGUAGAACGGCGAUGUCAGUCCGAUCUGGCUAAAUGCAUCUGGCUACUCACUCUGGAUGAUGCGCCUUUACCUUCUCCCUCCCAAUCGUCUUUCUCUUCUACCGCCGUUCCCAAUUCCUCUACUAUGACACCUGCUAGUGCCGGAGGUUCCAGCACAGGUUCCACUUGUUCAGCUCCAGCAGGCUUGUCCGGUACUUCCAGCUCAAGUUCUUGUGCUAAUUUGGUCCCUGGAGGCUCUGGAUCGGACUCUUGCCCAUUGACAUCAACCACAACUUCUACAUCUACCAGUGCAGUAGCCCAGCAGCGAUUAGCUCGCACUUUUGAAGAACGCGUCAGCAGAAUUCGGCCUGAGGUAUUGCUACCUUGGCUGCCUAGUCUAGUGAUAUGCCUGCUUCGGCCAGAAGGCCGUUUCGUAUGCUCCGCCCUUCGAAGCCUAAUCGCUGCUUAUCCAACUGCUGUUUACCAGGCCCUUCGAGGCCUCCAGCAUCAGUUAGCGACUGAGGUAUGCCAAGACGAGACAGUCGCGCAAUAUCUAAUUGCCACUGCCACAACCGCUAGUGACACUGGCUUUAAUGGUAGUAGUCCCAAUACGGCAUCUGAAGACACCGAUCGUGCGGCAAACGCGGAUAGAUCAGAUCCCUUAGCCGCUUCGAAGACAGGACACAUUCCGGUAUCUACUUCAGGAACUGCGGUACCAACGGACUGUCUGCGUCAGCUGCGUCGUCGUGAAAGGCGUCUUCGUGCUGCUCUUUUACGUCCGGAAACAAGAAGCGCCUAUUCUAGCCUCAUAUCUGAUGACUGGCUAGCCUGUUUGGAAGCCGACAGAUCUCUUGUUCGUUGUCCCGGUUUGGACAAUUCUAUCUUUUCCUUUAUCAAUGGGUCUUUGAUUUGCAAUGACAACCGACAAUCGCCUACCGGCGAUCCUAUUAUUUGUUUACUUCACUCCUCCUCUGGCAGUGUAAAUGAAGGAAACACAGGUUUUGGUGUGCAGUCCCUUAAUCCCGAAGGCACUGGUUCCCUCGAUGUAGCCUCUUCCUCCUCUUCCUCUUCUUCUACCUGCUCUUCGGGCUCUGCUUUAGCCGCCUCUUUAGGGGGCUCUUCUGGACAAGCAGGUACUGUCUCAGGUCUGGCUGCUAAGCGACAGAAGAAAAAGGUUGUCGUGGUCAUGCGCGGUGUUGAGGGCGACCGCACCUCUAACUCUGCAUCUGCACUUGGUCAUGGUCACCCAGGUCAAUUGGGAAGUGGUGUCAGUAGCAUUGGCAGCAGCGGGGCAGGUAAUAUGGGCUCGAAUGAUGGGUUGCUCUCAUGCCUUGAUAUGUCAUCUGCCGAGGCAGGAAAAGGAUUGCUCCUUGGGCCUUCGUCUCUCGCAACUUCCAUCACCGGUAGUCCACUCAACCAGGAACUAGCUAUCCAAGACAGCUGCAUAGGCGGAGAUGAGGAUGAUGAUGAAGAAGUGGCCACUAACAUCGCUAUUGCUGGUGCCGCCACUCUGGUAGGCUGUGAUGAGACAAUCGAAAGCCUUGGUGAUGCUGACGUCGAAGCCUCAGUCUCGGGCAAGCUUCAGACAGAUGAAGAAACUACAAACUCAGUUUCUUUGGCUUCAGUCUCGUCCUCCUCUUCUACAGCUCCUGUGGCUCGAGCUGCACUGAAUCCUUCGGUAUCUUCCACGACCUCGUUUGUAGCUGCACCACCUGUCCGAACUACUGGAUACCUGCCUGUCUAUGUUAACGACUGGCUACAUAGGAUCAAUGUCCUCAUUUCUCAGCUUCGCUAA